AUGGCAGACAACCACACUCAGAAGAAAGCAGAUGGAUUCCUCAAGGUUACACGAAGAAUAGCUGUCGAUUUCUGGUUGAAUCUCACUACAUAUUUACUCAUUUAUGACAUCUUGUUUAUUUUCCAAGUGAGAAAUUCCCUAAUCCAUGCCCACAAAUUCUUACUCAAUUUGGCCUUGAUUGUACUAGAAUUAAUUAUGGUCCUUCCCUUUGCAUUAGUCAGAUUGAUUUACCAAAUAACAGCAACAAAAAAUAACACUAAACAAAUGGAUGUUAGAUUCAAUUCCAAUGGAAUAAUCAGGACAUACACUCUUCAUCGAGUUUUCUGGCGGUAUGAUCUGAAUCUCUUAUACAAUUUGGAAAUGCAAUCAUUUUCUAAACGGGGUGGAAUACACAUAUUCUUAGAAGUUAGCGAUCUGGAUAGGGACCGAGAACAAUUGUACGAUCAGGCUAUAGAACAAGUUAGACUAGAGGAAAUUCUGGAUGAUGAUCAUGAUCAAAUUCAAAUAUCACGAGAAUUGCUUGAUUUGCCCGAGCUGGCAAACGACGUUGAUCCGUUUAAUUUAAUAUAUCAAUCCAUGGAUGUUGGCAAUAUGCUUCAGAGACUUCGAUUUUACAACCCAUUUAGAAGACCAAGUCAGACAGAAGUUGCAGAAUAG
This is a messenger RNA of Spathaspora passalidarum NRRL Y-27907, 657 nucleotides long. RefSeq lists its product as uncharacterized. The record is from RefSeq and is a predicted model, not a curated record. The transcript has a single exon. Lineage: Eukaryota; Fungi; Ascomycota; Pichiomycetes; Serinales; Debaryomycetaceae. Bases 1 to 657 code for a protein of 218 amino acids.